Orbilia oligospora ATCC 24927 is the source of this 882-nucleotide messenger RNA. RefSeq lists its product as uncharacterized. NCBI's taxonomy places the organism in Eukaryota, Fungi, Ascomycota, Orbiliomycetes, Orbiliales, Orbiliaceae. The transcript is spliced from 2 exons. The record is from RefSeq and is a predicted model, not a curated record. The coding region runs from base 1 to 882 and encodes 293 amino acids. Gene Ontology annotation, cellular component: membrane.
AUGGGCUUCUCCCCCAUCCUCGGCAUUCGCAUCGCCGCUGGCGUCCUAUCUAUCAUCAUCCUCGGCGUCGAUGCAUAUGCCAUCUCCGCCUUCAAUAACACCCGAAGCGGCAGCUCGCCGUCUUCCAUGAACUUUGUCAUCUUCUGCGUAAUCUGGACCUGGCUCUCCCUCGCCUACAUCCUCGUCACCCCGCGCUUCCUCCCCCGUCUCCACGACAAAUGGAUCCUCCUGGCAGUCGAAUCCCUCGCCACCCUCUUCUGGUUCUCCGGCUUCGUAGCCGUCGCAGCAUACGUCGGCGACCACUCCAUAAGCUGUCCCGAAUCCGUCUGCGGCUCCAUCAAAGCAACCAUAGCAUUCAGCUGCUUCGAAUGGCUCGCCUGGGUGGCUUCGCUAGUCCUCGUCUGUCUUUCCAUCUUCAAGGGAAGAAACAUGAUGGGUGCCGUCCCCAUGAUGGAAGCUCAACAUAAACCAUUAACGGGAGUUGGAGUCGAUAGCGCAUAUCUUGGUGGUGGAGGUGUGACAGGGUAUGACUCGAGUAUUGGACCUCAACCUAUGGGGUUUAAUCCCUCGGAGACACCGGCGCCGUAUGGUGGGCCUGCUGUUAGUCCUGCACCGUAUGGUGGACCUGCGGUUAGUCCUGCGCCGUAUGAUCCGCAUCUUCAACCGGCGCAUUUGCAACCGCAGAAUACGGGGGUUAGUACGGUUAGUGCGUUGAGUUCUGGACCUUAUGGAGCUUCGUAUCAAAACGCGCAGAUUACGGGGGAUAAUAGUCAGGCUGCUGGGCCUUAUGAUCCGCAUUAUUCGCAGCAUGGGGAUUAUAGUGGUGCGGCGGAGAUGCCGGGUGCUGGGGCGGGGUAUACUGGUCAAGCGAGGUUUUCGUAG